Messenger RNA from Durusdinium trenchii, 1017 nucleotides. NCBI's taxonomy places the organism in Eukaryota, Dinophyceae, Suessiales, Symbiodiniaceae. The record is from the annotation of a GenBank genome assembly.
AUGCAGCUUUCCGGAAGGCUAAAAGUGUGGCACCAGUGGCCCUGGGAGCUGUCGGCUUGUCCUUCCAAGGAGCCAGUCUUGUUGCAGAGAACGUCAAGGCCUUGGUUGCAGGCUGCGCAAACCAGCCGUGAUGCACUGUGGGAUCCCAGCUGGGUGGAAACCCAUGGAGAGAGGACGAUUGCCAAGCGCGUGGCCGCCCCGAAGGAUUUGCCAUUGAAGCUUUACACGUCCUGGUUUUGCCCCUUUGCGCAACGAGCGUGGAUUGCUGUGGAAGAAAAGCAACUGGACUACUCCUAUGUUGAGAUCAACCCCUAUGAGGAGGCCGACGACUGCCGCGACGGCAGCGACGCGGCGGGUCGACCGGAUCACUGUGUGCUGAACGCCUUGCAGACGCGUGGGUCUCGCCGAUCGAGCGACCCGGAAGAGGCGGAUCUCGAGGCAGGUCUCGCUUCACUGGGUCCCUUGGACGUCAAGGCUGAGGCGGCUGCGGCAGCCGCAGAUGCCCAGGCAGAGGGUGAGGAUGAACCAGACUUGGAAGGGCGUGGAUGGUGGCCUGGAGGUGAUAAGCUGUGGGGAUCUGGCCAUGGUUUGGAGGAUAUCACCGAGGAGGAUGUGGGCUACUACGAUGCCGGCAUGCGGGCCGCCCAAGGGCGCUGUGGCGACGCCAAUUGUGCGCUGAUCGUCAAUCCGAUGCAUCAUCGGACAGUGGAACAGUUCCACAUUCACUUCUUUCACUACCAGGGCAAGUACGCCACGGACCUGAAAAGCAAGGUGGAAAAGAUGACUUGUGGCAAGAGUGGCUGGCAUCAUGGACACCUCCCCUGCCAUGGCUCUGCCAUGUUUGCUUCAGGCUUUCCGGACGUCUUCAGCCUGGCCAUGGAGAAAGGAAGCAUUGACCAUGCAAGUGUGAUUGUUUGGCCCUCCGCAUGCGGCGGGCAGGGAACCAUUAUUGAGCUGGCCUAUCACUGCAGCAUCGAGCACCAGAUCCGUGGGGACUUCGACCCUCACAAACGAUGA